Messenger RNA from Coccinella septempunctata (seven-spotted ladybird), 939 nucleotides. RefSeq lists its product as uncharacterized. The transcript is spliced from 3 exons. Lineage: Eukaryota; Metazoa; Arthropoda; Insecta; Coleoptera; Coccinellidae. The record is from RefSeq and is a predicted model, not a curated record. The coding region runs from base 378 to 815 and encodes 145 amino acids.
UUAAAUUUACAGUCAAUUUAUGACUGGAAAAGGGCUAUUUUCAUAUUAUUCAAGAGAGCUAGUUAUUAACAAUGUUGCCUUUAGGAAGGAUCGACUCUUAUUUGUAAGGGACAGGGGACAGCCCACAAGUCUGUUCUUUUUACCCAAUUAAAUAUUGGAAAAAAUAAUCAAUCACAAGCCGAAUCUUCAGACACUUAUUUAAAUAAACGACCAGACCGAUAGAGUCCCAUUUUAAUGGGAUAUAUCUGCGUUACGUGGAUGGAUUAGAUGGACGAUUUGCAUUCCAGCAGGGGAUGUUGUCCAGAGGACUCCUGCUGUCAGAGUAUAGGAAGGAUUUGUAUAAAAUCAAGAAAAUUGUCUGAUUUUCAGUCAGAACUAUGGAACGUUUUGUUUGGUUCAAUUGUGUUUUACUGCUGUUGUAUACAAUCGAUGGAAGUGCCGUGUCUUUGAAUGAUUAUGAGCUAGUAGAAUUCCAUAAACCAUAUCACAAAAGGUACUAUCCUUCAUUCUAUUCAUGGGAGGGUGCUAACAUCAAGGACAAGGCAGAGCCUAUCGAAGAUGAAUACGUGAAAUAUUCAGAUCUCGACAGGAAGUCGUUCUCAUCAUGGCUGUUAAGAAUGAAUGAUGCUGGUAGAAUAUUUCCUAAUAGAAUCAAUAGAGAAUCAAAUGAAAAUGAACUGUCUUUUACUAAUGAACGAUGGCUGGACAUAGAUUUGGCUUCAAGAUCGCCCCCUUUUGCACCAAGAUUAGGGCGCAGAAAUGUGUCUCCUUUCAUUCCACGCUUGGGCAGAGACGACAAACUAAAAUUCAUCUAACACACAUAUUAUUAUUUUCUGAAUUGUGAAUUCUUCAUUAGAAAAAAUAAAAUAAUUUAUGUUUUCCGCGCUGUUGAAUAUACCUCAUAUCAAUAUAUCAUCCAUUAUAUCAUCAUCUGUUGAA